GCUAAGAGUAGCUUAAAGAGAAGCAAAUUAAACCAUGCUAAGGAAAGAUAGCGCAGUGGAUUCUAUUACUACCAAGAUCAAGGCAACUCUAACAACUACCAUGAAUACCAAUUCAAGAGACUCUUCCUUAGCCAAUAAAAAGAAUCAGGAGGAUCAGCUAAAUUCAACAAAAUCUCAGAUUGAUGAAGCAAAAGAAGAAAACGAAAGACUUAAGUCCAUGCUAUCUAAAAUCAUGAAGGAUUACAAAUCCUUACAAAUGCAUUUUCAAGGCAUAUCUCAACCUGAUCAUAAACCUCAAAAUUCAAAGGAUAUUAUUGCAACAAGUAUUGAACAAGAAGAAGAAGUGGACCUUGUUUCACUGAGCCUAGGGAGAAGUUCAAGAGAGUUCAAGCAAGACGAAAAAGAAUAUGAUCAAAAUGAGUGUAAAGAUAUUAAAAAGCAAAGUAAAUUAUUUGAUGGGCUUGAGCUGGGUUUGGACUGCAGAUUUAGUCCAGAUUUUACUGAAGUCACGAAAAAUUAUGAUGAUAGCCAAGAAAAUAGUUUUGAGGAGUCAAAGAAGGAGCAUAUGAUAAGUCAUGAACCAUGUCAACAAAAUUAUCUUAGUUCAAAAAUGGCAAGAAUUAGUGGGGAUGAAGAUGAAGAUUUUCUGCAGCAGAACCCUCAAAAGAAGGCUAGGGUAUCUAUAAAAGCUGUGUGUGACACUACUACGAUGAAUGAUGGAUGUCAAUGGAGAAAAUAUGGACAAAAAAUAGCAAAAGGGAAUCCAUGUCCUAGGGCAUACUACCGUUGCACUGUCUCCCCAUCCUGUCCUGUAAGAAAACAGGUUCAAAGGUGCUUUGAAGACAUGACCAUAUUGAUCACAACCUAUGAAGGAACACACAAUCAUCCCCUUCCAUUUUCAGCUAAUGCCAUGGCUUCCACCACCUCUGCUGCUGCCUCUAUGCUAAAUUGCACAUCCUCCUCAACAUCACAACAAGGGAUAACAAAUGCUAAUAAUAAUAAUAAUAAUCUGCAUGGAUUCAACUUCACCACUUCAAAUACUAACUUAUUAGCCACACAUGCACCAAAAACUUCCAUUUCCACAUCCCAAACACACCCUACAAUCACUCUUGAUUUCACUACUGUUCCUACAACAACAUCAUCAUCUACUCAUACAUUCUCUUCUCAAAGAUAUUCUUCCACUUCUCUAAAUUUCUCCACACUAUCAUCAACUCCUCCUUCUUCUUCCUUCAUUAAUUCCUACACUGCAUUAUGCAAUAAUUUCAAAAGCCAAGUUGGAGCCGGUUCAUAUCUUGGGAGGCCAUCCUUUUAUCAGCCCCUCACUUCCAACAACACUCAUAAUAUGACUGUCGAGGACAGUGGUGAAGCUAGAAAUUCUAUCAAUUGGAUUAAAAAAAAGUACAAAAGUGUCGAACCUAGGAUUUGACCCCGUAACCUAAAGUAAAUUUUGAACCAUUUUUGUCACUAAACUAGAAUCUUUGUUUAUGUUAAGGAAAAUCAAAAAUUUAUAAAUACAAAAAAAAAAUUCUUCCACUUUAUUUUGUACAGUAUAAUUUUCCGAUGAAAAAGAUUUCUGCAUCAACCAUGGCAUUUCUAAGGACCCGAGUCUUGUAUCAGUCUUCGUUGAAUCGUUGCUGCAAUUUCUUUAAUACAAUUGUUCGGAAUGGGUUGUAUUCGAGAAAAUAAUUUUCUUGAAGAGAACUCUAGCAAAAAUUUAAAAUGGGAAGAGAAUUUUCCAUCCAAGUUAGUUAGAAGUUAGUUAGGAAGUUAAGUGUACGUUAGUUAAUUCCUCUCACAGUACUUAUAGAUUUUAUAGGACUUGUACUCUCAUUUCUUCAUCAAGAUGAAUAACAGAAAGAUCAUCUCAUUCCUCCUC
This is a messenger RNA of Nicotiana attenuata, 1876 nucleotides long. Its product is annotated as probable WRKY transcription factor 61. Gene Ontology annotation, molecular function: DNA-binding transcription factor activity; sequence-specific DNA binding. The record is from RefSeq and is a predicted model, not a curated record. The transcript has 5 exons. The coding region runs from base 35 to 1426 and encodes 463 amino acids. Gene Ontology annotation, biological process: regulation of DNA-templated transcription. Lineage: Eukaryota; Viridiplantae; Streptophyta; Magnoliopsida; Solanales; Solanaceae.